CUGAAGCCACAUCAUCCGAGAUCUUUGAAAUUCAAGAUACUACGACUUCGACACUCGCGCAUCGAAGUUGCACAGCAAGCUGUAUAUUCCCGUCAGUAACCCAUUCGAUAGUACUCGCUCUCCGUUGCAUGAGAGCCACCACGCCGCUCGACGCAUCGCUUGGCGCGACGCCGCGCGUUUCGGCCAUCCCUUGUUCCAAGCCAUCCACAUCCACCCUCAAUUUGUCGACGCUGUCCAGCGCCAGACCAGUAUGCAUCUGCAAAGUCCGUCGCGGGUUGUGCUCCUCGCCAUCCUUUCGCUCGCGAGCAUAGCUGUCGCCGAUGACGCCACCAAGACAACAAUCAGCUCUACGCCUGCCAUCACACCCUGCGUCGCAACAUCCACCAACGGCGCAUUCUUCGAUUUGCGCCCAGACGCCGCCGUCGUUGUGCAAAAGGACGAAAAGCCGCCGAAAGGCGUGCCAACAGAAGACUAUGUUGCUAAGGGCUGGGACUACGGCUCGAACUUUACGCUCAACAUCUGCAAUCCCGUCGUCAAGAGGGUGGAUGAUGUCGUCGGGGUGGACAAGGCGCUGUGGAAGAACAUCAGCGCAUACUACGAGACUAAGGGGAAGGUCCAUUCUCUAGGGCUGCAAUCAGGGACGCUUGUCCCGCGGGGGCGCAAGCUUGUUCUGCAAUACACGGGCGGGUCACCAUGCGGCGCCUCCGACAAGAGCAGGGACAAGCGCGCCGGCGUCCACGAAGGGGCGAGGUACAAGUACAACGAUUUCGACGACGAUGGGGAGGACGAAGGUGACUACUACGCGCCUAGACGCACGUCCAAGGACGACGAGGACGACAAGGGCGGAAAGAAGGACAAGGACAGGCAAAAGGACGAGCCGGUCCGCCGCAAGUCGGCCACCAUCUCGUUCCUCUGCGACCACGACCCGGACACGCCGACGGCUUUCUCCUUUGUCGGCACCGACCCGGACGAGUGCGCCUACUUCUUCGAGGUCCGCUCGCAGCACGCCUGCGCCGGCGCUGAGCCGCACAAGCCUGGCAGCGUCGGGCCGGGGAGCGUCUUUGCCAUCAUCUUCUUCAUUACUGUCCUGGUCUACGUCGUGGGCGGUGUGUUUUACCAGCGGACUGUUGCGCACGCUCGUGGGUGGAGACAGCUGCCGAACUAUAGCCUGUGGUCGGGCAUUUGGAGUUUUGUCAAGGACUUGUUUGUCAUCUUGACGUCUUCUUGUGCCAGGAUCAUUCCCAGACGGAGAGGAUAUCACACGCUGUCGGGGUCCCCAAACGGGAGGCGCGAGAGCAGGGACGACGAGAACAGGCUGAUUGACCAGCUUGAUGAGGAAUGGGAUGACUGAUGUCUUGACAGCCUGGUGAGCUGUAUUUUCUGGGUUGCAGCUAUUCAUGAACAUUUGGAUUAGCCUUGCGUAGUGGUUGCUUCGCUAGUCAAUCCGACAAAGACCACCAAAACCGCCGCAUAAGCCGCCGUGCUUGAGAGACAUGUGCGUGAUUGUCCAAGAAGAAAGCCGCAAGCGCCCCGAAGACAGCGACGAACACAGUGGUCGAUAUCAAGGCGACGUACAGCUCACCCCGUAGCAUCAUUAGCCACAUGGGGCCGAUGAGAAAGCCGGCCCCGAUGGCCGAGACCAUGAGCCGACUGAAGAGGCGUUUGUAUCGGUUGUCAGUUCGGGAUGGAAUAAUGGGGCCAUGUGGGCGUCCCACUGCCGCACAUCUCUGACCGGCAUGCUGCCGAAACGGCGACUCCUCGCAUCUCCGAAUGCCAUAUCGAGAAUCAACUGAUCUAGCGCCCAUUCGCCGGUCAUGCGGAAUGGGUCACUGCUCGAC
This is a messenger RNA of Parathielavia appendiculata, 1838 nucleotides long. RefSeq names its product mannose 6-phosphate receptor domain-containing protein. NCBI's taxonomy places the organism in Eukaryota, Fungi, Ascomycota, Sordariomycetes, Sordariales, Chaetomiaceae. The record is from RefSeq and is a predicted model, not a curated record. The transcript is spliced from 3 exons. Bases 251 to 1351 code for a protein of 366 amino acids.